Molecule: messenger RNA, 1062 nt
Organism: Ostreococcus lucimarinus CCE9901
Lineage: Eukaryota; Viridiplantae; Chlorophyta; Mamiellophyceae; Mamiellales; Bathycoccaceae
Exons: 2
Biological process (GO): protein phosphorylation
Molecular function (GO): protein kinase activity; protein serine/threonine kinase activator activity; ATP binding
Source: RefSeq, a predicted model, not a curated record
GGCGCGCCGUCGGCGUACCCCACGAACGCGUCGGCGUACGAGCUGCUCGAGGAGAUCGGGCACGGCGUGAGCGCGACGGUGUGGCGAGCGCGAUGCGCGACGAACGACGAAGUCGUCGCGGUGAAGGUUUUGGAUCUCGAGGAACACGAGCCGGAACACCUGGACGAGAUCCGACGCGAGGCGCAGACGAUGAGCAUGCUGAGUCAUCCGAAUUUGGUGAAAUAUUAUAGCUCGUUCGUGAACGAGGCGUCGCUUUGGGUGGUGAUGCCGUAUCUCGCGGGGGGAUCGGCGCUGAAUUUGAUGAAGUGGUCGCAUCCGGGAGGUUUCGAGGAACCCGUCAUCGCGUGCAUCGUCAAGGCGGCGCUCAAGGCGCUGGAUUACUUUCAUCGUAAUGGGAAUAUUCAUCGAGACAUCAAGGCUGGGAACAUUUUGGUGGAUGAGAACGGGGCGGUGAAGCUGGCCGAUUUCGGCGUGAGCGCUUCGUGUUGGGGUUCGGGAGGCCGACCGCGGUCGCACCAGACUUUUGUCGGCACGCCGUGCUGGAUGGCGCCAGAGGUGAUGGAGCAAGAGAACGGGUACGAUUUUCACGCCGACAUUUGGUCGCUCGGGAUCACGGUGCUGGAGUUGUGCCACGGGCACGCGCCGUUUUCCAAGUUUCCGCCGAUGAAGGUGCUCUUGAUGACGCUUCAAAACCCAGCGCCGACGCUCGAAGAGCAACCCGAAGACGGUCGGCAUUUCUCUCGCGCCCUUCGCGAGUUCGUCAGUCUUUGCCUGCAAAAGGAUCCGUCCAAGCGCCCGCCGGCGAGCAAGCUUUUGGAGCACAAAUUUUUGAAGGAGGCGAAGAAAGCCGAUUGGCUCGCGAAGACGUUGCUCGAAAACAUCCCUUCUCUGGGCGAUCGCACGCGCAUGCUCGCCGAACGCGAGGCGAAACGGCGCGCGGAAUCGAACGCCGUGGGUGAGGCGCAAGCGGAAGCCGCUUCGAACGAAGCUUACAAGCACGGGGUGUCUAAUUGGAAUUUUGACGUCGACGAAUUGAAGGCGCAGGCGGCGGCGAUGGACGAU